This is a messenger RNA of Saccostrea cuccullata (small rock oyster), 1894 nucleotides long. Its product is annotated as b(0,+)-type amino acid transporter 1-like. The transcript has 15 exons. Gene Ontology annotation, cellular component: membrane. Gene Ontology annotation, biological process: amino acid transmembrane transport. Gene Ontology annotation, molecular function: L-amino acid transmembrane transporter activity. The coding region runs from base 65 to 1894 and encodes 609 amino acids. NCBI's taxonomy places the organism in Eukaryota, Metazoa, Mollusca, Bivalvia, Ostreida, Ostreidae. The record is from RefSeq and is a predicted model, not a curated record.
GAAGAGAGACAUAAAUAAACAAGAAAGGACAUUUCAAUUAUCUUUAUCAGUUGUACACCACAGCAUGAGACGGAACAUAGCUGACCGCAAAAACAGCGCCUGUACCCAAACUGACCUCCUUGAUGUGUCCAUAUGGGUUACAUCCCAGAGAAGGGGGUCUGCAGACCUUAUAGGAACAACCAUCUCUCCUAAAGGUGUCAAGAAAGAAUGGCAUUUCAGUCUCAAAGAAAUAGGAAUAUUCUGGGGAGGGUCGCUUAUAAUGCAGACAGUCAUAGGACCCGGAAUCUUUACGUCCCCAAAGAGCGUGGUAUCUGGGGCUGGCUCGGUCGCUCUUACUUUCAUUAUAUGGGGCCUGUGUGGUAUUUUCUCAACUUGUGCUGCUCUUUGUUUUUCCGAGCUUCAGAUAUUUGUGAGGAGGGCAGGAUGCGAAUAUGGUUACAUACACAAAGCAUUUGGACCUCUUCCAGCAUUUAUAUACACCUGGAUGCGCAUCGGUGCCGCAGAACCCUGCACAACUGCGGUGUUUGCUCAAGCUUUUGCCAGCUACAUUUGUGAUUCCCUUGCCGAUGAUUGUGGACCUCCAGUAAUUCUGCAUAAGUUGUUGGCGAUCAUUGCAAUAUUGACUCUGUCGAUAGUUAAUGCAUACGAUGUCCAGUUGGCAAGACAGAUGAUAUCGGUGUCAAACCUAGCCAAAAUAAUCACCAUCGGUACAAUCGUUGUCUGUGGAAUAUAUAAUAUUUCUUCAGGAAAAACUGGAGCCCUGGAUGAAGGCUUUGAGGAUACGGAAACAUACCACAAUCAAAUUGUAUUUGCCGUCUACAACUCCAUGUGGGCCUACGGCGGAUGGUCAAAUGUCCCUUCUGUCACAGCGGGGGUCAGAAAACCACCCAAAAAUCUUCCUCGUCUGGUGAAAAUUGUUAUUCCCACGGUAAUGAUAAUCUACCUGUCAACAGUGACGUCAUAUUUUACAGUUCUGACGAGGGAAGACAUGACGGCUAAUCAUUGGUUUGGAGUCACGUGGGGACGAAAAAUGUUAGGUGAAGCAGGAUUUCUUAUUCCUGUAGGGGUAGCCUUCGUGGCCCUCGGAAAUGCUAAUAACACAAUAAUUGCAUCAGGAAGGCUAUCUUCCAUAUCUGCUGAAGAUGGAUAUGUACCAGAAUUUUUAACCUACAGACACGUUAGAACCAAAAGCCAUAUUCCUGCAAUUAUAAUGAGGGCGGUUGCAGCCAUAGUGAUGGCCACUUGUUUCUCCUCUCAGUUUAUGGUCCACUUUUGGAUAUUUACGGUCUGGCUGUUCCAUGGACUUGCCAUUUUUGGAUUGAUUGUAAUGAGAAUACGAAAGCCCCAUCUCCCUCGACCUUAUAAAGUUAACAUACUAGUCCCUAUCUUUGUCACGCUCGGUGCUGGCUACCUGGUGAUCGCCCCUUUUACCAUUUAUCCGUUGAAGGGAGAAUUUAUCUUCACCCUGGCUGUGGCGGGAUCCGCCAUUAUCUUUUAUGUACCACUGGUUAGAUGGAACUGGAACAGAAAAAUAACAGAUUACUUUACGGUAAAACGGUUUGAAAAGAGGAAGAGACAGAAGAAAUCACGAAGACCAGCCUCUGUUGCUCCAAUGACAACACUAGAACCGAUCGAAGAGACAAUGAACGAGUUCGAUGACACCGCUUCAGUAGAGAGAUUCGGACGUCAGUACUCAAACGACGCAUUAUCUGUGGACUUCUCUGACAUUUUCACAGUGGCAACUUACGAUACAAUGGGUUCUAUUGAUGACCUGGAGUCUAUGGAUGGAACAAUUGAUGACACGGUAUCAACUGUCAGCAGUUCGCCCUCUAGCGGCCAAAACUCUCCUCCUCCAAUGUAUGAGGAAGCUUUUGACUUUGUGACAAAACUCUGA